Molecule: messenger RNA, 1131 nt
Organism: Plenodomus lingam JN3
Lineage: Eukaryota; Fungi; Ascomycota; Dothideomycetes; Pleosporales; Leptosphaeriaceae
Cellular component (GO): membrane
Source: RefSeq, a predicted model, not a curated record
AUGUCGUACCAAGCUAUUGAGACGCAAACGCUCGAUUCGGACUCUUCACCACCAAAGUCCAGCAUGUGGCGGUCCCUAUGGAACGACAACAAAGGAGCAUGCCUUAUACUUCUGGCGGAGCUGGCUGGGGCCUCGAUGGAUGCUAUGGCCCGCUUUCUUCAACAGGGCGAAACCAAGUUCCAUCCCUUCCAGGUAAUCGUCGCACGGAUGGGCAUCACGUUCAUCUUGAGCAGCGCAUACAUGUGGUGGAAGAAGGUUCCCGACUUUCCACUUGGUGCUCGUAGUGUGCGAGGAUGGCUGAUCUUGCGCGCGUCAUUUGGCUUUGGUGGUCUGUAUUGCUUAUAUUACUCUGUCCACUAUCUGCCUCUGGCGGAAGCGACGGUAUUUCGAUUCUUGGUUCCCAUCGUUACAGCUUGGGCGUGCUCGGUAUUCCUAGGGCAGACUUUCACCCGAAAGGAACUUAUUGCCGGCCUUGUCGCCCUGCUGGGAGUAAUCAUCAUCGCGCACCCACCAUGGCUCUUUGGUGAGGUAAACGAUGAGCUUCAUCCCAAGAAACCCUCGGGUAUCGACAAAGUCACUCCUGCGCAACGCUUUAUUGCUAUCGUUGUGUCCAUCUUAGGUGUUGCUGGAGCUUCUGGAGCGUACACCAUGAUACGCGUGAUUGGAGAUCGAGCACAUGCGCUGAUUUCUGUCAAUUAUUUUGCGCUUCUUGCCACGGUGGGCUCUACCAUCGCCCUCCUCGCGAUUCCAGGCAUUGGUUUCCAAGAACCGCAAUCCGCACGGGAUUGGAUAUUGCUCGUUGCGAUGGGUGUGCUUGGAUUUGUUUUGCAGUUUCUACUGACUGCCGGCCUUCAACUUGAUAAGAGCAGCAAAGCGACGAGCAUGUUAUAUGUUCAGAUCAUCUUCGCUCUUGCAUUCGACUGGGGUAUCUGGGGAGUCAUUCCAGGUGCAUGGAGCAUGUUUGGUGGUGCAAUCGUGAUUGCAAGCACUCUAUGGAGUGCACUGCAGAAGCCGCGCGGAACUGUGGCAAAGAGCAAGGAUGAGCCAGACGAGGAAAGCGCACUACUUGGUCCGGAUACACAAGGGAGCCAUGAGGCUAUUCGUCGGGCAAGCGUCAGCGCUGAACGUUAA